Molecule: messenger RNA, 634 nt
Organism: Acaulospora morrowiae
Lineage: Eukaryota; Fungi; Glomeromycota; Glomeromycetes; Diversisporales; Acaulosporaceae
Source: the annotation of a GenBank genome assembly
AGAAGCGCGUGAGCGUAUCAAAAACAUUCCAAGUACACGCAAUCCGAACGUCAUGGAUGUCGAUAACCUUAUUGGAAAUAUUCAGAGCAAUAAAAGAUCACCAAGAGAUUAUUACAUGAUUAAGUCUUUAUUAGACAAACGUCCGAGUGCCUUUUCUAACGAUGACUUGCGCAAGAUUAUUAUGGAACUUUGCAAACCCUCAAUAUAUGAAGAUCAUGUUGAAAUGACUACGGUUUUGUUGGAACUGAAUCUACGUGCCUUAUUAUCAGCAAUUCAAACAUACAAAAACUCUGGCGCAAUUCCCACUCGAAAGUUCCGCGAAGAAAUUUUUGUUAAACUCGCGGAAUUUGCGAACUUUCAUUUUAGCAACUCGAAUAAUGCUCUCAAUAUAAUAAAGAAAAACUUGCAUUUGGUAACUGAGUUUUUUGCUGAGAUUGAUAAUGACAUCACGGAUAGCAAACUAAAGAAGCUACUAAGGAAUAACAACAUUGAUUUCCUUCUAACUGUACUUCGUGACACAGUUCAAGAUAUGGAAGAUGAUGAAAACGUAAGCGCUGAAAUGUUGCGGAAAACAUAUCAAGCAACAACGCUUCUCCUAAAUAGUGUUCCCAAAUCAAUUGUUCCUAUUAAUAUU